Ricinus communis (castor bean) is the source of this 1431-nucleotide messenger RNA. Its product is annotated as glycolate oxidase. Lineage: Eukaryota; Viridiplantae; Streptophyta; Magnoliopsida; Malpighiales; Euphorbiaceae. The coding region runs from base 192 to 1301 and encodes 369 amino acids. The record is from RefSeq and is a predicted model, not a curated record. Gene Ontology annotation, cellular component: peroxisome. Gene Ontology annotation, molecular function: oxidoreductase activity; FMN binding. The transcript is spliced from 12 exons.
UCCAUCUUCAUUUUUCUUUUAAUAUUUCACAUACCAUGUUUGUUUUCUAGUAUCGCUUGCAGCCUUCAGCCUUCUCUGUCUCUCUCUCUACAACAUUAUAUGCACCACUCUCUUCUCAUUUUCAUUCUCUCCUAUUGGUAGUGUUUCGCCCAAGAAUAUUUUGGUAAGGCGGAAGCAAUCAGUUCGGAAAGAUGGAGAUAACCAAUGUUAUGGAAUAUGAGGAAAUUGCAAGGCAGAAGUUGCCAAAAAUGGUUUACGACUACUAUGCAUCAGGUGCAGAGGACCAGUGGACUUUGAAGGAGAACCGCAAUGCAUUCUCUAGAAUUCUGUUCCGCCCCCGCAUUCUUAUUGAUGUGAGCAAGAUUGACAUGACCACAUCUGUCUUGGGAUUCAAGAUUUCAAUGCCUAUCAUGAUUGCUCCAACAGCCAUGCAGAAAAUGGCCCACCCAGAAGGAGAAUACGCAACAGCAAGGGCAGCUUCAGCAGCUGGCACAAUUAUGACACUAUCUUCAUGGGCUACUUCCAGUGUCGAGGAGGUUGCUUCGACAGGACCUGGCAUUCGCUUUUUCCAGCUCUAUGUGUACAGGGAUAGGAAUGUGGUAGCUCAGCUUGUAAGAAGAGCUGAAAGGGCUGGUUUCAAGGCAAUUGCCCUCACUGUGGAUACUCCAAGACUUGGCCGAAGAGAAGCUGACAUCAAAAACAGAUUUACUCUGCCGCCAUUUUUGACUUUGAAGAACUUUGAAGGAUUGGAUCUUGGAAAAAUGGAUAAGAGUGAUGACUCUGGACUAUCAUCAUAUGUUGCUGGCCAAAUUGACCGAACACUUAGCUGGAAGGAUGUAAAGUGGCUUCAGACAAUCACAUCACUGCCAAUCCUGGUGAAGGGUGUGCUGACUGCAGAGGAUACUAGGCUAGCCAUCCAGAAUGGAGCUGCUGGAAUCAUCGUCUCCAAUCAUGGAGCUCGCCAGCUUGAUUAUGUUCCUGCAACUAUUAUGGCCUUGGAAGAGGUUGUCAAAGCUGCUCAAGGCCGAGUUCCAGUUUUUCUUGAUGGUGGAGUUCGUCGUGGAACAGAUGUUUUCAAGGCAUUGGCUCUAGGAGCAUCUGGAAUAUUUAUUGGAAGGCCAGUUGUGUUCUCAUUGGCUGCUGAAGGUGAAGCUGGUAUUAGGAAAGUACUUCAAAUGCUUCGCGAUGAGUUCGAGCUAACAAUGGCAUUAAGUGGCUGCCGCUCGCUCAGGGAAAUUACCCGUGACCACAUUGUAACUGACUGGGAUCUUCCUCGCCCUGUUGCCUCUGCCAGGUUAUAAGGCAGUUGACUAAAAUGGAAAUUGUCAUUAGAAUCACAUAUAUCGGAUUGAUCAAUAUUUGGAAGAAAUUUGAACUUUUGUAAUAACAAUCAACAGUAUUGCUAUGAAUGGCCACUGCUUUUUCCUUGUA